GAGGAAGAAAGAGGAGAACAGGGGAACAGAAAUGUCAAACCACUUGAUUUAACGCAAGAUGGAUUCUCUUUUUCACUUUUUAGUAAAAUUGCUCUAAUGUAGGAUAUAUUUUAUUUAUAUUUAUAUAGAAGUUUGUAAAUUCUUUAUGCGACACCAUGGACUCUAACAUAAUGGCAUUUCUAGAAGAAUUCAUGGAGAGUGCGUUGGUGACUUGGGUACAGCUCUUUGAUGGUGUAGUGGACAGGGAGGACAAUGUCAUGCUCUACAACCAGUACGUGGACGUGGACUACAAGUCCCAGAAUUCCCAUGACCGCUACCUGAGGCUGACCAAUGGGAUCUUUCUCAACGAGGUCAUGAGGAUCAUAGACCCCAACCCGAAGCUGGAGCAUUUGUACCACAGUGGAAGAGACGACCAGAUUCUCAGAGUCCAGAACUUCUCCAUCCUCAACCGACACCUCAGGGCCUUCUACCAGGAAGACCUACAGCAGCUGAUUCUGAUGCCUCUUCCAAACACUGCCAUUUUGGGGCAAGACCCCCUAACAGAGGCAGCAGUGGAGGAGUUGAGGAGAUUGCUACUGCUUUUACUGGGAUGUGCGAUACAGUGUGAGAGGAAGGAAACAUUCAUACAGCAAAUCCAGUCGCUGGACAUCGAGACUCAAACUUCCAUUGCCAACUGUAUCCAGGAGGUGACCCAGGACCCCAGAGUGGUGCUGCCUCUGCAGUGGGAGGAGCUGGGAGGGCUGGAGGAGGUGGAGCUACAGGUGCUGUUUGGCUCCAUGGCCAGACAGAUCCAAGGCCUGCUGGCACAGAGAGACACACACCUGGAGAGGAUAGCAGAGUUGUGUUGGACACGCGAGGUCCAGCAGGUUGAGUCUCUCAUGGCGCUCCCAGGUGGUCAUACUGAGGAGCUGCCCCAGAGUCUGGCUGUCCAGCUAGCAGACAGCAGGGCCAAACUACGAUUCCUCAAACAAGAACUGGAAGACAAAGGAGAUCAACUAUUGGAUUACAAGCAGGAAGUUCAAACUAUGGAGGAGCAAUUGAAGAAACUUCAGAAAGAGAACCGCAGUCUUCAGGGUGAGGUGCGGGGAAUGCGUGCGUUGCGUGACGAGCUGGACUGUCUUCGUGACCGUGCAGGCAGAGCUGAGCAGCUGCAGACAGAACUACAGAGCUGCACUCAUAGACUACGCAGCCUGGAAGUCACUCGCACACAACUGAAGGAGCAGCAGCAGUUGUGUGUGGCGCUGCAGGAGACCCGAGUCCUGCUGGAGGAGCAGCUGGCAGACACACGGCAACGCUGCUCGGGCCUACGGGAGCUGGAGAGGCACAAUCUGCUGCUGCGACAGAGACUCAUAGACCUGGAAGGGGAGCAGGACACUGAGAGGCAGAGGGUCGAUGAGCUGUUAGAGAUGAACAUGGGCCUGGAGGCGGAGCUUAGACAUGUGCUUAGACACAACAACAACAAAACAGGCACGAUGACAGCGGCUCGACAUUUCCACCAAUCAGAGGUGGAGUCUGACGAGGAGGCUGGGCUAAGAGAGGAGCUAAGAGAAGAUAUUGAUCUGAAGCCUCUGAGUGUGGAGGUGGGUGAGGCUUCGUCACUGAGACUUCUGGGAGCUGAAAAUGAGAAUGCCGAGCUGAGGAGACGUCUGGAGGACCUGCAGUCUGAACAGGAGGUCAGGGGUCAGAGGCAAGCUGAUUUGCCGGAGGUGCGGGAGGAGCUGGCCUGUCUGGAGGCAGAACAUCAGAAUACACUAAGAGAGUUUCAGAAUGUCAUUAACGAAAAUGCCACUUUGAAAAAGUGCCUGGAACUGCUGUUGACAAAGCAUCAAAGUAUUGAGGAAGAACGUGAGAAAGGAGAGAAGGAGGAGAAGGGAGAGAAGGAGAGGGGAGAGAAGGAGGAGAGGGGAGAGAAGGAGGAGAGGGGAGAGAAUGAGGAGAGGGGAGAGAAUGAGGAGAGGGGAGAGAAUGAGGAGAGGGGAGAGAAUGAUGAGAGGGGAGAGAAUGAUGAGAGGGGAGAGAAUGAUGAGAGGGGAGAGAGGGGAGUCCAAGGUUCUGAGUCCUCAAGAGGAGAAGGGGAGGGUACUGCCCGGAAAGGGUUGGACAGUGAGAGGGGAGUCAACAUCAUCAGAACCCAAAGAGAAGCUGGAGUUGGGGCAGAGUUGCUCCAUCCUGAAGCGAGAGAGGUGCAACUAGACGAUCAGGUUCUGAAACCUAAAAAGAGAGAAGAAGAAGGUGAGAAGGAGAUCGGGAGAGAAAGAGAGAUAAAAUAUGUAAAAAAUGACAAGGAAGAAGAUCUUGGGAAGGCAGACAUUAACCAGGAAGAGAUAGAAGACCCCAACCCAGCCACUGAAGAAGAGAAACUGCCAAAAACAAAGUAUGGAGAAGAGAAGGAAAAGUCAGUGGAAAAAGACGUGUGUGUGUUCCCUGGGCUUGACGUGGAGCGCCUGGCCUCUGAGCUCCAGCAGGCCCUGGAGCAGGCUGACAGGCAGGCGUCUGUAGCCCAGGACCUGCGCUCCAAGCUGGGGGAACAGAGCAGGAAAGCCUGGGAGGCUGAGCAGAGACUGGUGCUACUGGAGGCCGAGGGACGGAGACUGAGGAAGACUACAGAGAGCCUGGCGGAGGCCAAGAGACAGAUAGAGGUGCUGCAGGCGGUGCGCCUGCAGAUGGAAGAGGAGCUAUGUCGUCUGCGGAGCCAGGCUGAGCUACAACGGAUGCAGGCCUCGGUCAUCGCUACUCUGGAGGGGGAGCGAGCCACGCUGGAGAGAGAGAGAGAGACCCUCCGUAGCUCUGUGGACACCCUACGCACUGCCCAACGCAAGGGUGACCAAUUGGAGCUGACGACCCAAGCCCUGAGGACGGAGCUAGAGCACCAGGGGAGGAGUCUGGAAUCGUCAAGGCGCAAUGAGGAGGAGUUAGAGGCAGAGCUUCGUGAGGUAGCACUAGAGGUAGAGUCUCUGACCCGGGGGCGGAACCAGGCUCUGCUGGAGGCCUCGCGAUUGGAGCAGGAGAAGGAGGCGUGUCAGGGAGAACUGGACAGUCAACGGAAGGAGCAGAGGCAGAGGGAGAGGGAGGCGGCCAGGCUGAGGCAGCAGCUACAGAGUACAGCAUCAGCCCUGGAACACAGCAACCAGAGGGCCUGCAGUCUGGAGACAGAGCACAGGCAUGUGUGUCAGGAGCUGUCUCAAUCCAAGGAGCUCUGUGCUCAAUUGCAAGAUCUGGAGAAGGAGCUCGGUCCUCGGCUACGGGGUCUGGAGAAGGAGAGCCAGGAACUUAAAGAGCUGAACACAAAAGCCCAGAAUAAAAUUAGAUCUCUGACUCAGGAGCUAGCCAAUGAGAAGGUGCAGUCCCAAGAACUGUCCAAUGAGGCUGCACGGCUGAAGCAGGAGUUUGAGAGGGUGGAGGCCGAACUGAAGACAGUUACUGCUGACCUUCUCCUUUCAGAGAAGUGGGAGAGAGAUGCCGCCUCUACUAAUUUCCCACCAGAAAGCCCUGCUAACAUACAGAAGGCUACAUCCUCAGACAGACUCACCCUAGAGCACCCAGAGGCUAAAGAUGCCCAACCAAAGGAGGGCCAUGACCUCUGUAUGACCUCAGAUGCUAGAGUAGAGAAGAUGGACUGGUCUAUGAGUGAACGACUGAUAGACCUGGAGAGAGAGAAUGCAGCGGUGGGCGCGGAGCGGGAGGUGUUGCUAUGCCAGCUGUCUCAGUCCCAGUCAGCCGGUAGCCACCUGAGGGAGCAGAUAGACACCCUGCAUCAUCACUCCAUCAGCCUGCAGGAGACCUGCACCAAGCUGCAGACACUCAACACUCAGCUACAGGUGGAGGAGGCGUCCCUGAGCUUCCAGCAUGCAGCAGCGUUGGCGAGGUGCAGCAAGAGCGAGGCCAGGUGUGCUGCUUUGGAGGCGGAGUCUAAGGUGUGGGCCAGGGAACAUGAGGAGUCAUUGGUCAGGACGGAGGGGCUGAGGAGGGACCAGGAGCGAAUGACAGCGCUGCAGCAGAGGCAGGAGGCAGAGCUAGAGGAGCUGCUGGAUAGACACUCCCAUCUGAGGACCAGCAACCGUAACCUGGAGACACAGCACAGGGAUCUGGAGGGAAGGUAUCAGGAGCUCCUGGGCCUCAAAUCCCAGAUGGAGGAGACAAAAAGAGAGAUGAAAAUGGAGAGAGAGAAGAUGGAGGGAGAGGUGCAAAAGCAGGCAGAGAGAGAAAGAGAAUUAGAGAGGCUGAAAGAAGAUAAUGAGAGGCUGCAGGGUGUGCAGCAGGAGUGGGCCCAGGUGCAGAGUGAGCUGCUGGCCCAGGGCUCGGUGCUGCGGGGGGAGCUGAGUGCUGCCCAGCUGGAGAGGACCAGGCUGGAGGGAGAGAUCAGCUCUCUGAGGGAGAACAACCAGAGACUGGAGCUCAGCACCGACCGCCUCACCAACCAGUACCAGCUGCUGACCCAGCUGAAGGGGAAUAUGGAGGAGGAGAACCGUCAUCUUUUGGAGCAGAAUCAGAGUCUGACCAAUCAGAACAGAGACCUGAUGGAGCAGAGCCUGGAGCGCAAGGACCAGCACCACUCACAGCAGAGAGAAUACCAGGAGAAGAUGGGUGAGCUGCGUAGAGAGAAACAGAAGCUGGUGGAGAAGAUCAUGGAUCAGUACAGAGUCCUGGACCCCAGCAUGCUUACACCCAGCAAGGCCAAGAAGUCCAACUGGAUAGCAGACAGGAUGAAGAAGCUGAUUAAGCCUAAAGGAGGAGGGAGAGAGGGACGUGCUCCGGUCUACGCUGCUGGCAGUAUAGAGAACCUGGCUGACAGUGCAGACUACCCACCAAACACACAGACUGCUGCUGGGACUGACCCCCGCAGUGCCCCCGUCUCCCCCUCCUCCCUGCGACGUGCCCCCUCCCUGGGUAUCUCUGACCAGACGGAAGGGCUGUGUGGGCUGCCGCUGCGUUCAAGUUCGGGGUACCGUCGAAAGCUCGGCUCCCGUCGAAAGCUGGCUUCACAGUCCUUCAGUCCCGGAGACCAGAAGACUUCACCCCUCGAGCGUCUACAAUCUGCAGAUAGAGGUUCCACGGUGAUCUGGGAGGGGCAGAUCAGCCCUAGAGACAAACUCACUCCCAAAACCACACCCAUGGCCUCCACCAGCCAGGAGAAUGUGAUGGAGGAGGAAGGGAGAGCCGUGAGUGGGGACAACAAUGAAGGACAUCUCAACUCAGACCCCUGCUGUCAGUCCAGUAAGGACUAAGAGAGAAUUACUGCCUUUCUGCUUCAACUGGAAAUACCAUGAUCCUUUGCACACAUCCGACCUCUCCGACCUCUCCAUACAGAUCUGAUCUAAGUCCAGAUAGGGACUCAUAUUAAAAGUGUCAAAUUCAAAUGUUUUGUCAGAUUUUUGUAAAAGGUCUCUAAUAAAUACAGUAUUUCUGAUCCAUUUUCCAUACACUGUAAA
Oncorhynchus nerka (sockeye salmon) is the source of this 5429-nucleotide messenger RNA. Its product is annotated as girdin-like. The record is from RefSeq and is a predicted model, not a curated record. Gene Ontology annotation, biological process: cytoskeleton-dependent intracellular transport; cytoplasmic microtubule organization. Gene Ontology annotation, cellular component: centrosome; cytoplasm. Lineage: Eukaryota; Metazoa; Chordata; Actinopteri; Salmoniformes; Salmonidae. The transcript has 28 exons. Gene Ontology annotation, molecular function: microtubule binding; dynein light intermediate chain binding. Bases 156 to 5225 code for a protein of 1689 amino acids.